AGGGAGAGAAGAUGGGGGGAAGAUAGAUAGCUGUUUAUUUUUAAAGCCAUCUGUUUUGCGUUGAAGGAGAAGAUGUGAUGUUUAGGGAGCCAUGAGUUGAGGAGAGUAUGGACUGAAGGAGGGACACUGUGGAUUUUUUGGUUGAGGGGGUGUGUGUGUGUGUAUAUAUAGCUUCAAUGCUGUUUGGACCUGGUAGGAUAUUAACACUUCUUUGUGAAGGGGCAGGGGGACACAGAGAGAGUAAGAGAGGGAUGUAAGGAAUGAGGAAGAGAGACAAAUGGCAUAAAGGGGGACAUUGUAAAUCGAGAUCGUGCAAAUUCACUCUGACUGACUCAUUGGACAGUUUUGUUUAUCAACGCAGGACAGAGAGCCAAAGUAAAGGAAAGACAGCAAGGUGAUAAGACACACAGGAGAGAGAGAGAGAAGUGGGAGAGCUUGGUCACUGCCCGGGAUACACAGAUACUGAACACGGCGAACUGGAUGGUGCUGCAGACAUCAUUCAAGGAAGGUGGACUUAAAUACAUAGGAAGUCAAACCAAUCAUGGAUGAAGUAUUAGUUAACACGAAGGAUUCCGGGAGUGACCAUGGAGCCAACCAGACGGAUAACAACAAUAACAAUCAGACAGAGGGUGAAGUUCCAGUCCACGAGAGGGCCAACCCUGACAGAGCGUCCGUGCUGGAGGACACAGUGGGAGGGGAUUCUGGGCAGGGGGCGGAGGCCGGUGGAGAGACAGUAACGGAGGAAGGCCCGGAGCCUGGUAAUGGAGAUCCAGAGGAGCGUGAGUCCGAUGGUGGCCAGGCGGGGAGAGAUGCGGAGGAGGGGGGGGGGGCAAACCCUGAUGCCGACACAUCGGAGACACACAGUCCCAAAACGCUGAUUGGAAAUAGAGCGGGGAAGGGAGAGGAGGAGAGGGAGGACAAGAAUAGCAAAGGGCAAGAGGUGGUCACGACAGCCGAGAUUGAGAAAGAGGGAGUGGAGGGGAAAGAGGUGGAUAAAGACGGGGGAGACAACACCCAACAGGCAGGGGACAAGACAGACGGGAAAACGGAGGAUGGGGGAAAAGGAGAGGAGGAUAAGGAGACAGCACAGCCGGGGAAGACAGAGGGGGCGAAGGGAUCGGACACCAAGAACAGGCAGGUCAAAGAGAAGGGGAAGAUCAAGGAGGGAGAGAAGCAAGGGAAGGCGAAAAGAAAAAGCGUGGCGUGUCCUUCCCCUGCCACUCCGGCCUCUGCGCCCGUCUCGCUAUCCCGACCCCGCUCCUCUGCCCGCUCUGUCCGGCCGUCCACCAAAAAGGACAUCAUAGCCAAGUUCCAGCAAGGAGCACCUGAGACGCCAAUUUCUCGUAACUUCAAACUGCAGAAGUCGGCUGCGGCGGUGGCAGGCGGGGCGUCGAUAAAACAGAAGAUCCUUCAGUGGUGUCGCAACAAAACACGCAACUACGAGGGUGUAUCCAUAGAGAACUUUUCAUCGUCAUGGUGUGACGGGCUGGCGUUCUGUGCCCUGGUGCAUCGCUUCUUCCCGGAUGCCUUUGAUUUCUCCACCCUGAAGGCAGAAGAGAGAGAGAAGAACUUUACUCUGGCCUUCAAGACAGCAGAGUCCAUGGCUGACUGCUGCCCCCUGCUGGAGGUGGCUGAUAUGAUCCUGAUGGGGAACAGGCCAGACCCUCUGUGCGUGUUUACCUACGUCCAGGCCCUGUGUCAUCACCUCUCCAAAAUAGAGAAGGAGAGGAAGGACAAGGAGGAGGAGAAAAAGAGUACAAACGAAGGAGGGGAGGAAAGUGGCAGGGCUACGGAUGGCGAGGAAAUGUCCACUGAAAAGAAAGAGGGAGAAGUAGGGGAGAAUGGGAAGAUCGGUGACCAGGAAAGAGAGGACAAACCUGACAAAGAGUUCAUUGGGGACCAGAAAAAUGAUGAGGGAAGCUCAGCAGUGAAGGUAGUCGAAGAGGAUGAGAAGAAAGACAGCCGACAGUUAGUUGGUGCACAGGCUUAGAACAACUAAGACAGAGCAAUUCAAAAGACCAAUAGAGAUAAAUAUGCCAAGACGGCAAGGAUAGGGUACUGUCUUGCUACUGUUUCAUGUCAGUCUUACAGUUUGAAACUAAAAUUGUUUAGAUAGUUAGAGCACCGUUUGUGUGUAAUUGACACGUCAGGUCUAAUCAGCAAGCAUGUCCAGAUUUAUUUUAAUUUGUGUCAUGUUAUUAUUAUUAUUAUUAUUAUGUAGCUAUUAUUUCAAACGUUACUAUGCUGUGACUUUGUAGGCUAGUGGGAUGUGUAUUUUUGUCACAAAUAAAGCGACAAUCAUUCGUUUUUAAUUUACAAUGUGUCCGUCAACAAAGAAGAAAACACAGGAAACUCGAAGUCUUGUGAGUUUGGUCUUUGUCUCAAUAUACAAUAUACUUGUAAAUCCAACGAUUGCUAAUAAACGAGCAUUUAACAGAUCGUUAAAAACACUUCACGUUAAAAUGUUAGUGUUUGAGUACUGCGGAAAAAGAACCACGGUUGUGCUCACUGUUCUGACACAGCAGCCCACUGCUGAAGACAAAUCUCCAUAGAACGAAAUUAUGAUUUGAAAUGUGAUUUGACUUACUCCGAACCUUCCGAUGAACACGAGCCCAUUACCGCAUGUUUUUUUAGGUCUUGUACGUGUUUACGUUACCAGCAGAUUCGGCGUUCGUUUCUUACUAGUUAUAGCUGCACAUCCAUUUGUAGGAUUACGGUGGUGAAGUGUUCUGCUAUGACCGGAAAGGGCUUUGUGUACAGCAGGGCAGAUAGGCUACUCGAUGGGUAGUGUUGCUUGGGUGUCCUCAUAUUUUUGUGUUUUUCUAUAAUAUCUUCACACUAUCAACACGAACAAUGCCGACGUAUUUGUCAUCGGUGCAAACACAACUUGCAUCGAUUAUGGACGUGCUUGCGAAAGCAGCCGUUGCAGAGAUUAGUCAGCUCAUCUCCGAGAGCUCAGCAGACCUUCGGUUGGAGAUCUCCCGCAGCAUAAAAGAAAACGAAGUCCUGAGGACGAGGAUGAAAGUAAUGAAGAGUGAGCUCUUUGCCCUACGGCUUCAAAAAACGAACGCAACUCGGGCCGGUCGGUUCUCUUUUAGCAAAGCCCUUUGUAGACCACGUUCAAGACUGGCAGUCGUAGACAAAAUAGACCGCCAUGGAAGAAGUAGUCCCAUUACAAUAACAGAGGAUGAGAGACAUCCGACCACUAAUAAAAUCGAGUCUACAGAUGUGGAGAGCAGUAACUGUCCUGAUGUUAUCCUAAUCAAAGAAGAGGAUGGACCUGAGGUUAACUUCAGACAGCAUGCAGAUCAGGCCCAGUCCCAAAACGAGGAGAAUGUGGCACAGUCGGUUGCUAUGGGAAUGCCGGAGCUCAACCCCUCCUCCCUGAUGUUGGGUAACGAGGGGCCGUGUAUUGUCAGCGUCCACAGUGGAGGAGAUGUGGCCCAAGGCCCGGCGUGGGCGGCCCCUGAGAACUCUUCUCCCUUCACACAACCGGAUCCACAGAGGUUCCCUAGUCUUGCACCCAUCCACACUGUCAACCAUGGCUCCCAAUCACAGCAAAGCCAUGAUGCUAGCAGAACCCAGAUGACAGGGAUGCAGGGCAGUGGGGAGGCUCAGAGGAGAGGAGGGGCCAGUGGGAAUGUAGACCAGGCUACUACCCUGGCAGCCUCAACAGAGAUGACCCCAACCUCAUCAAACCUGUCCCGGUACGAAGGCUGGCGACUGGGUCUGGAUGUGAGAACAGCCCAGCACCAUCCGUCACCCCUGGCAUGCAGUUUCUGCAAUAAGCGUUUUUACCGGCGCUCGGAUUUGGCGCGGCACCGUACUAUUCACACGGGGGAGGUUCCCAUUACCUGCCACUUGUGUGGGAAGCAGUUUGUCAACAAGACGACUCUGAACGUCCACAUGCGUAUCCACACAGGGGAGAAGCCCUUUGUGUGCUCGUUGUGUGGGAAGAGCUUCACACAGAACGGCAGCCUGAAGAUCCACAUGAGGACACACUCGGGGGAAAAACCCUACGGCUGCUCUCACUGUGGGGCCAACUUCAACAACCCUAGCAACCUGCGCAGACACAUGGUCACACACACAGACGAGGGGAACAUGGCACUCUGAUAACUGCCAGCUCUCCGCUUUCCAGCUCUUCUGUGUAAUUGCCUUUUAAUUGUCCUUUUCGAUAUCUCUGUCCUGGAUAAUGGGUUUUGGUGUAUGUCCAGGUAAUCAAUAUAAAAUGCCCUUAAACUAUAGCUUUGUGUUUUUUGUAGUUUUUUUUCUUUUCUUCAAUAAAAAUGUUUUAUUUUU
Osmerus eperlanus (European smelt) is the source of this 4299-nucleotide messenger RNA. RefSeq names its product smoothelin-like 1 (gene smtnl1). The coding region runs from base 542 to 1990 and encodes 482 amino acids. Gene Ontology annotation, cellular component: filamentous actin; microtubule organizing center. Gene Ontology annotation, biological process: actin cytoskeleton organization. Gene Ontology annotation, molecular function: protein binding. The record is from RefSeq and is a predicted model, not a curated record. Lineage: Eukaryota; Metazoa; Chordata; Actinopteri; Osmeriformes; Osmeridae. The transcript has 9 exons.